Molecule: messenger RNA, 1251 nt
Organism: Acanthosepion pharaonis
Lineage: Eukaryota; Metazoa; Mollusca; Cephalopoda; Sepiida; Sepiidae
Source: the annotation of a GenBank genome assembly
AUGACUUUUGUCUGUUAUUGGUUGGACCAGCAUUUUAUAUUUUCUUCUCUUGAUCAAGGUUUUCUCUUUUCUCUCUCGUUUCAUCGUCCGCUCUCGUUUGACUUCUUUCUCUUUUUGUAUUUUUCUAUUCAUUCUUCGUUUUCCUUUCUCCUCUUUCUUCUUCUCUGUUCAUUUUAUCCUCUUUCUUUUCCUUUGUUUUGUUUCAGGUUUUUUUUUCUUUCUCUCGUCACUUCUCUUUCUUUUUACUCAUGCUCUUUCUUUCCUUCCCUUUUUUCAUUCUUUUUCUUCUUCCCAUUACAUUUGUUUUGUCCAGAAUCAUUUUUUUCCUUUCCUUUUUCUUCUUUGUUCCGUUUCCCUUUUCUCCAACACCCUCUUUUUAUUUGCUUUUUUCUCUUCUUCUUUUUUUUAUUUUUCAAAUACUCUCCUUUUCUACGUUUUUCUCUUCCUAUUUUUUUUUUCAUUUUCCCAAAUCCUUCCUUAUAUAUAUAUACUUUAUUUUCUCUUCAUUCUUCUCUUUUCCUCUUUCCAAUUCUUUCCUUUUCUUCGCUUGUACUUUUUACUUCGUUCUCUUUUAUUUUCUCUUACUCUAUUAAUAUACGGCUUUCAUUUUUCUUCUCUUUUUCUCUUUCAUCAAAAAUGUAUUCUUCUCUUCCCUCCUUUUUUUUCCGAUUCUCUUUACUUCUUCAUUUCUCUUUACAAAUCCUUCUCCUUCUUUUUCUAUUUUGCUUCAAUUCUCCUAGUUUUAUUCGCCUUCUUUUCUCUAUAUACUUUUCCCUCUCGCUUCAUUAUAUUAUCUAUUUACAUUCUUUUUCUCCCACUCACUCAUUCACUCACCCUUUCAUUGCUCUUUUUAUCCCAUUCCUGCUCAAUCUUCUCGACCUUUUCUUCCUUUGGUCUUCUCACUUUUUAUCUUUCUUUUUCAUUGUCUCGUUUUCUAUCUGCUUUUCUUAUCUCCUCCCAUUAAUGAUUCACUUUCUCUUUACUUUUCUAUCACUUUCUCUUUUUCUGUUUCUCUUUCCUCUUUCCAUCUUUCUUAACUUUUUCUUCAAAUUCUCUUUUCAUUUUUUUUCUGUCUGCUUUUUACAUUAUCGUUAUUAUUCAUCCACUCUUAAUGUCUCUCUCUCUUUCUCUCUCUCUCUUUCUCUCUCUCUCUCUCUCUCUCUCUCUCUCUCUCUAUCUAUCUAUCUAUCUAUCUAUCUUUCUCUGUCUUUUCUCAUCACUAUUUCGGUUUGUUUGAUGCCUGACCAGUAA